Molecule: messenger RNA, 4872 nt
Organism: Otolemur garnettii (small-eared galago)
Lineage: Eukaryota; Metazoa; Chordata; Mammalia; Primates; Galagidae
Gene: URB2
Product: URB2 ribosome biogenesis 2 homolog (S. cerevisiae)
Exons: 10
Coding region: 141-4718 (1525 amino acids)
Biological process (GO): ribosome biogenesis
Cellular component (GO): nucleolus
Source: RefSeq, a predicted model, not a curated record
CGCGCGGGGUCCCGAGGUUCGCCUCGCGCUGGUGGUGGCCGCGUGAGUGUUGGCGGGUCCUGGAUCGCAGAGCUCCAAGGUCUAGGAGCAUCUCCUGCGUCGCUGUAGCCGAUUCAGCAAACACAUGGUAAACUGUAGCAAUGGCUGCUGUUUAUUCUGGCAUUUCCUUUAAGCUUAAGAGCAAGACAACUUCCUGGGAAGAUAAACUAAAACUAGCUCAUUUUGCAUGGAUUUCCCACCAGUGCUUUCUUCCAAAUAAAGAACAGGUAUUGCUUGAUUGGGCAAGACAGUCCUUGGUUGCAUUUUAUAAGAAAAAACUUGAACUGAAGGAAGAUAUUGUUGAAAGGCUUUGGAUCUAUAUAGACAGCAUUUUACAUAGCAGGAAAUUGCAGAAUCUCCUCAGGAAUGGAAAGACAGUUAACUUGCAGAUUUCCCUGGUCAAGAUCAUAAAUGAGAGAGUAACUGAGUUCUCUCAUUCGGGAUCCCAAAGGAACAUCUGUGCUGUCCUGAGCUGCUGCCAGGGCAUCCUCUCAGUGCCUGCCCUUGCUGUCAUCUACACGGCCAAACAGGAGCUGCUGGUGGCCUUGCUGAGCCAGCUUUGCUGGUCGGCAUGUCGACAGCUGGAAGGAGCCCCAGCAGCUCAGCUGUUAGAGGUCAUUCACCUGGCUCUUGGCCAUUACCUCUUGAUCCAGCAGCAGCAGGUCAACCCAAGACGUGCCUUUGGAGAUGUGACUGGGCAUCUUUUCCAGCCCUGCUUAGUCUUGAGGAAUUUACUCUCUGGGGGUACCUGGACGCAGGCUGGCCAGGCCCAGCUGCGGCAGGGGCUGAGCCGGGACAUUAAGAAUCAGUUGGAGACCAUGCUCCGGGGUGGAAUUUUUCGGCCCGAGCUGCUGUCAUCUUACAAAGAGGAGCUCUUGGACCAGCAGCAAGAGGACACGAGGAUGGGAGCCAUGAAGAACCUUCUAGCCCCCAUGGACACCAUGAUCGCCAAGCUGGUCAGUGCUGGCUAUUGUGCACCAUCCCUUCAUGCGACUGUUGUGGCGAACUCAGUGGCCUUGUUGUAUAAGCUCUUUAUAGAUUCUUACUCCAAGGAAGGAAACCAGCUUCUCUGCUUCCAGGCUCUGCCCAGGCUGUUUGGAUGCUUGAGGAUUUCUCGGCUGCAGGAGGAGCAGGUAGAAGCCCUGUCUGCUUCAGACUGGACCACAGAGCUCUUGGCUGUGGAGCAGCUGCUCAGUGCAGUGGCCAGCAGCAGCAUCUAUAACAUUGCUGCCGACAGGAUCCGGCAUGGAGAGGCCCAGUUCCGCUUUUACCGCCGUCUGGCUGAGCUGCUGAUAAACCAUUCACAAGCACCUGUCCCGGCCUGGUUCCGCUGCCUCAAAAUUUUGAUAAAUCUGAAUCACUUGAUUUUGGAGCCAUACCUGGAUGACCUUCUGGCUUCAGCUUGGAUUGAUGCAGAAGUAACAGAUUUUCGAACCAAAAAAGCCCAGGAGGCACUUAUUCACACUCUCUUCCAGACAUAUGCCAAGCUACGGCAAGUGCCACGGUUAUUCGAGGAGGUUCUGGGGGUGAUCUGCCGUCCAGCUGCAGAGGUGAUGAGGCAGCCUGUGCUGGCCUCAGGCCCCUCCACAGUGCUCAGUGCCUGCCUCCUGGAGCUGCCUCUGAGCCAGAUCCUGGAUACGUGGUCCCUCGUGCUGGAGAAGAUCCAGUCUUCAGUCUUGCCCUAUUUGUGGAGUGAUGCUGACAUGGCCCUGAAGUUGGUGUCCCUGAGCUCGCUGCUGCACUGCAUCAUGUUCAACAUGAUGAGCCUGGACAGCAGCACCCCCCUGCCUUUCAUCAGACGGACACAGUGUAUAAUGGAGAGGAUGCUGAGAGAGCUAGUGCAGCCCCUGCUGGCUCUUCUCCUGGACCCCCUGGGCCCAGAGGCUGAGCUGUGUCUGCAGAAGGUCAGUGACUCUGCACUCCUGCUGUCUCACACCUGGGUCCAAGUGGACACCAUGUUCAGUCUGAAUUGCAGCCAGUACCACUCUGUGUGUGGGUCUUGGGCUGGUGUUGCUCCGGAGGACUCCAGCUUCCCUUCAUUGCUCCCAGGUGUUGAAGCACGGCAUUGGAAGAAGAUAGAGAUGUGUAUAGCUCAGUUCAACUCUCUUGGCAGGUAUUGCUUAGAACAGCUCUAUCUUCAAAAAAUUAAAAAGACUUUAAUGCAAACCGGUUUCCUAUCUGAAGAAGCCCUUCAGACUGUGAGGUGUGACGCUGCCUGUAUUAUUGGUUCUGGCAGAGAAAGCUUGAAUCAAAGAGUGACGGCUUUCUGGGAUGGCCAUGUAGGGACAGUGAAUGCAUCCACCUACCCUGUGGCACACUGGCACUUAAUUGUGUCGAAUCUCACAAUUUUGGUUUCCUAUCUUUGUCCGGAUGAUGUGAGAUACCUGGCAGGCGUCCUGCUGAGAACUUUACCUAUGAGCAAAGCUCAGGAAGGCUCAGUAGGUGAAGAGCUGGGUGUCACGCUGGGAAAUGUAUCCAGGGCUGUUCUGCACAGCCCCCUGUUUGUGGAGAUGCAGCCCCUUCACUCUGCUUUCUUAAUGUGCAUGACUGGCAGAUGUUCUAGUGUUCUGUGUUCUGGGGCCCCAAAUGACCAGGGUCUUCUCAGUCAAAAGCUUCCGUGGCUUUUUGAAAAGGACCAUACAGCUGUGGCUCAUGGGGAAAACAGAUUUGUGAAAGUUGGACCUGAAGGUGUAGAACCCAGUGGAGAAAUUGCACAGAAUUUACUGUGUCUGGUCAGAAGUGACUUCCCCAUACAGCUGGAGGAGGGACAGGUAGAAAGCAUCUUGGGGCUUUUAGAAGUUAUUUCCACUCUGCAGCUGGACGGCCUCUUGCCGCCCCAUCAUGUACAUUGUUUUCUCCUGUUUCUGUCCAUGGCUGUUAGCAAACUGGGGCACUCCUGCCCCUCCCCACUGGCCCUCAAGUUCUUGAUGACUUGCUACCGGCUUCUUGGUCACCUGCAAAGGGGAAGAAGUGCCCGCCUGGUGUUCAGGAUCGUGUAUGCUAGUGAUAUUUUUGAGAUCGUACUGACCUCAUUGUUCAAAGCCAGUGGUAGUUUGCUUACUGAGACUGAUGACCCCUCUUGGCUGGAAUUUCUCCAAGUGAUAGGGACAUUCCUAGAGGAGCUAAUGCAGAUGCUUGUCCAAAUGAAGCUGAGCGUGGUGCUCAAUUUUAGAAAAAUCACCGCAUGCCUCUCUAGUUAUAAACUGUACACUGAGGUAGCUUCUGGCAAACAGCUGGAAAAUCAAAAAGCUCUGAGCAGGCAGCUCCUUCUGGUGCCGUUAACCAAAUUGUGCCAAGUGCUGGGACCUUAUGUCAAAGAAUCGAGGCCAAGCCAGGAGGCCCCCGCAGUGCUGUGUGAGUUGCUGCAGCGGGCCAUGCAGCAUACAGGGGCUGUGGUGCAACUCUGCUUCCCGCCAGGGACCCAGGCCCAGCGCUUUCCCGUGGACCUUGUCACGGCUGUCAGCGUGCUCUUAGAAGCAGACCUGAGCCAGCAGCACUGCCCGGAUGGAAGGGCCGAGAUUUCCCAGGAGGCAGACGACAUGCCUCCCUCCCGUGCUGCUCUCUACCAGGGGGUGUAUGUGCAGGUGCUGUCACAGUUGCCGGCUCUGGCAGGGCAUGGUCAGUCUUUUCAGGCAGCCUUGCAGUUCUUAACGCUGUUCUUUUUGGCCCCAGAACUCCAUCCCCAGAAAAAUUCUGUGUUUAUCUCCGUGUUUCAGUCCGUGGGAAAAGUUCUUGCAGAUCCUGCAAUUCCUGCUCAGGUAAUGCAGGAUAUUGAGCCUCAUUUGAGAUCCUUGUUCACUCCAAUGUUAGAGGCAGCAACGAUGGAGGACUUUAGGCUGCUGAUGUGGCAUAUUCUCCAAGGACUAGACAUCAGUAAUAUGUGGAAAGCGGAUCUGCAGGCUGUUUUGUCAGCUGUUACAUUGCUCAAGCUGCUACUGACCUGCCCACUCAGUGGAGAGAAAGCAAGUCUGUUGUGGCUUGCAUGUCCCCAGAUAGUCACGGCUCUAACGCUGCAAAACCGAGAGGCUUGUCAGGAGCAGUCUAUGUCCCUCACUGUGGUCGAGUCUAUCCUAGACGUCCUGGCUGCACUGCUGCGGCAGGGGGAGGAGGCCAUCGGCAACCCCCACCACGUCAGCUUGGCCUUCAGCGUCCUGCUCACAGUCCCUCUGCAGCAUGUGAAGCCAGCGGAGCGUGGCAGCGUCUUCCUGAGAAUGCACAAUGUGCUCUUCUCCAUCCUGCAGUGCCACCCCAAGGUGAUGCUGAAAGCCAUCCCUUCUUUCUUGAACUCUUUUAACAGAUUGCUGUUUUCAGUUAUGCAUGAAGGGCGACAGAAAGACAAAGGAAGCACAGAUGACCUGCCUGUGAUUCUAGAGUGCGCACGCCUAGUGGAAAGGAUGUACAGUCACAUCGCUGCUCGCGCUGAAGACUUCACUGUGUUCUCCCCAUUCAUGGUGGCCCAGUACGUGUCGGAGGUGCAGAAGGUAACCUUGUAUCCAGCUGUGAAAAGCCUCCUGCAGGAGGGCAUCUACCUCAUCCUGGACCUCUGUAUUGAGCCGGAUGUCCAGUUCCUGCGGGCCUCACUCCAGCCAGGAGCAAGAGAUGUAUUUAAGGAGCUGUACAAUGAUUAUCUCAAGUACCACAAGGCUAAACAUGAAGGAGAGAAAAGAUACGCUGUCUAAGGCCAUCAGUGGCCUUUACGUGAGCUGAACAAGGUGGAGGAGGAGACUUGGGAUCUAUAUGCAAAAUCCUUUGGGGUUUAUGUAUUAUAUUUUGAUGCAAUUUAUGCCAUGUCUUUCUUACUGAAUAGUUUUUGCUCUAUAUUUUUAUGUAUUA